This is a messenger RNA of Impatiens glandulifera, 2579 nucleotides long. RefSeq names its product protein MALE DISCOVERER 1-like. Lineage: Eukaryota; Viridiplantae; Streptophyta; Magnoliopsida; Ericales; Balsaminaceae. The transcript has 11 exons. Bases 548 to 2329 code for a protein of 593 amino acids. The record is from RefSeq and is a predicted model, not a curated record. Gene Ontology annotation, biological process: protein phosphorylation. Gene Ontology annotation, molecular function: ATP binding; protein kinase activity; protein binding.
CUGGUUUUGGUUUUUGCAAAUUUAGAGAACGAGAGAGAAAAGAAAGAAAGGAAGAACACAGAGAAAGAAACCUUGGCCCUCCCUCUUUCAGAGAAGAUGAUCGAAGAGAGGUCUCUUCUCUGAGAUUAUCCUGAAAAGGGAAGUCAAGAAGAUAAGAUUUUUAUCUUUGAAAAACAAAAAAAUUGGUUCUUGUUGCUGCAUUUUCAAUUUCCAACCCUCAAACCUACCCGUCAUUUAUCAAUCGUUAUCAAGCCCCACCAUUGCCGUUCCUUAAAGGGUUUUCAUAUCACCAAUAUCUCAUCUUCAACAACACCAGCAAUCAUUGCAUUCGUUCUCACGCCCUUUUAAAAUUUUCCAUUUUUCCUGGUUUUGCAAAUUCUUGCAUGAAACUGCAGAACCCAGAAGAUGAGAGACCGGAUUUCGGUCAUCAGCUUCAACGAACCAGCUGAAUUUUUAAUUCCGCAUCAACGAUGAUGAGUGUACAGUUUACAUGUGAAAAUCGAUAAUAUCUAUUAUAGGUUUUGUAAAUAGUUGGUUUUCUAUAGCAAUGGGUGUUAGAUGGAUCAAACACACAACCCAUUUCUCGUUACUUGUGAUGUUGGUUGUAUUUUUGGAGAUUAAAGGGUGUUGUUCUCUCAAUUCAGAAGGAUUGGCAUUGUUGGAAUUCAGGGAAAGUGUUGAUUCUGAUCCUCAUGGUGUUCUUGCAAAUUGGGAUCCUAAUCAUGAUAACCCAUGCAAGUGGUCUGGUGUAUAUUGUGUCAACCAAAAAGUUCAAAUUCUUGUGCUUAGCAAGAACCAAUUUUCGGGUUUUAUCCCAAAAGAGAUUGGGCAGCUAACAAUGCUGGAGGUCUUAGACUUGAGAAAUAACCCACUGAAUGAAAUUAUUCCAGUCGAGUUAACAGGAUUGCGAUCUUUGAAACAACUAUUCAUUGAUAACAAUUUAUUCGAAGGCGAGAUUCCUUCUGAUGAAAAGAAUGCUUGUUUAAGUCGAAAACUUAGGCUCUGCGUCUGGAUGAGAAACAACAAAGAAAAGGCUCUGGUUGGUUCUAGAAGGCGCAUGCUUCUUCUGCAAGGGUCUAAUGGUAAUAUUGCAGCUAUCCCGGCUAGUGGGUCCAUUCCUGGACCGAUAGUUGCUGUUCCAAUUAGCCGCAGUAGUGGGUCUUUUUCUGCUGUGCCAUCUUCUACCGAGUUAGCUCAGAACGGCUUAACGGGAAGUAACUCGGCUGGGGAGAAAGAAUCGAGUGGAAAUAGAUGGAAGUGUAUAGCUAUAGGAAUAGGAUCAGUUUUCAUCUUGCUUAUAAUUGUUGCUGUAAUGAUCUUCCUUUGUCGAACUAAAGCAGUUCCACACAUCGUUCCAUGGAAGACUGGAUUGAGCGGUCAACUGCAGAAAGCAUUUGUUACGGGUGUUCCUAAAUUAAACCAAGGAGAACUACAAGCAGCUUGCGAGGAUUUCAGUAACAUUAUUGAUACAAUAGAAGGUUGCACGGUCUACAAAGGAACAUUGUCGAGUGGAGUUGAGAUUGCUGUUGCAGUGACCGAAAUAGCUUCCUCAAAAGACUGGUCAAGGCACAUGGAGCGAGCUUAUAGGAAGAAGAUUGAUACACUAUGUCGGGUGAAUCACAAGAAUUUCGUUAACCUAAUUGGUUUCUGCGAGGAGCAGCAUCCUUUCACUAGAAUGUUGGUGUUUGAGUAUUCUCCGAAUGGAAGACUAUCUGAACAUCUACACGUGAAAGAAUUGGAACAUCUGGAUUGGAACAUGAGGAUGAGGAUCAUCAUGGGAAUAUCCUACUGUCUUCAAUACAUGCACGAUCUCAAUCCUCCGGUCACACAUACGAAUCUGAAUUGCAAACAUGUCUUUUUAACAGAUGACUAUGCUGCUAAGAUAGCUGAGAUUAUUUUCAAGAAUCAAACUUUGUCUUCUAGAAAUCAAGGGGAGGAAGAUUCCAGUCACUCUGGACUUCCACCAUCAGCCGAACCCGAAACCAAUGUCUACAGUUUCGGUAUUAUCUUGCUUGAGAUCAUCUCGGGGAAGGUCCCGUUUGAAGAAAGUGGCGCUCUUUGCAACUGGGUGGCUGAAUACUUGAGUGGAAUGCAGAACAUCAAUACAUUGACUGAUCCAACCCUCGAAUCGUUCAAAACCAAUCAGCUAAACGUCAUCGGGGAAGUGAUCAUGCUUUGCACUCAAGGGGAUCCGAAGAAGAGGCCUUCGAUGGUAGAAGUAACCUCGAAACUGAGGGAAGUGAUCCCACUUUCUCCCGAGCAAGCAGUUGCUAGGCUUUCACCCCUCUGGUGGGCAGAACUUGAGAUUUUAUCCUCAGAAGCUGCUUAAAUAAUCUCAAUUUCGUUUAUCAAAGUUUGCGAGUCGAAGAUCCUCAUUCCGUGGCCCACAUUAGUAUUAUCCGUUAAUUAUAUAUUACCUUUUGUUAAACUAUGUUGUCGUCGUCAUUUGAUUUUUACUUUUUUUUUAUAUAUAUAUUUUUUGUGAUAUAUUUUCUCCCAAGUUCUGUAUUAGUGGUGUUCCACGAGUUCUGUAUUGCGGCCCCUUGUUUAUAAAAAAAAAUAAAAAUGAAUUUAUGUCA